UGUGUCACUCUGGCAGCUGCCAGCUUUGAUGUCACAGCGUUCUUAAAAAAAAAGGCAAAAACAAUCCGCAUUGUAAAAUAAUCUCCUAUUUAAUUUGUAACAAAGCUGUAGACGGGACUCUCGCUCUUUUUUUAAAGAAGCCUUCAGAUCGAGUAAACAAAGAUCUAAACAGAAAUGGUUUCCCCAGUCACCGUGGUGAAGUGCGAAGGCCCCAAGCUUGUGCCUUUCUUGAAGGCCACGUGCGUCUACUUCGUCCUCUGGCUGCCCACCUCCAGCCCCUCGUGGUUCAGUGCCCUCAUCAAGUGUCUGCCCAUCUUCUGCCUGUGGGUCUUUCUCCUGGCUCAUGGGAUCUCCUUCCUGGGUGCCCAUUCCAGUGCCCGCAAGAUCCUGGCCGGACUCAUCUUCUCUUCACUGGGAGACGCCUUCCUGAUCUGGCAGGAGCAAGGCUACUUCGUCCAUGGCCUGUUAAUGUUCGCGAUCAGCCAUGUCUUGUACUCCUCUGCCUUCGGGAUGAAGCCCUUGGACCUGCGUGCUGGCCUGUCUAUCGGGGUGUUGUCGGGGCUGAGCUAUGCUCUGCUCUACUCCUAUUUGUCAGGGCCAUUCACCUACCUGGUGGCGGUCUACAUCGCUCUGAUCGGCUUCAUGGGCUGGCGUGCCCUGGCGGGGGUGCAGUUGUGCGAUGACCUGUGGACCUGGACCAAGCUGUCAGCCUGCCUGGGGGCCAUGCUCUUCAUGGUGUCUGACCUCACCAUCGCCGUCAACAAGUUCUGCUUCCCUGUGCCGUAUUCCCGGGCCAUCAUCAUGGCCACUUACUAUGCAGCGCAGAUGCUCAUUGCCCUGUCUGCCGUGGAGCGCCAGGACGAAGACGACCUCAAAAAGACAGCCUGAAUCUGCCAGCAGUGACAGUUUUGACAUCAGGGAACAGACUAGUCGCCUGAUCUAUGGAUGCACAGAUAUAGCACUGUGACAAAUACUACUGCUAUUAUUAUUAGUUACCUGAAUUGCUUAGCUUCUUAUUA
Molecule: messenger RNA, 1019 nt
Organism: Polyodon spathula (Mississippi paddlefish)
Lineage: Eukaryota; Metazoa; Chordata; Actinopteri; Acipenseriformes; Polyodontidae
Product: lysoplasmalogenase-like protein TMEM86A
Exons: 3
Coding region: 175-888 (237 amino acids)
Cellular component (GO): membrane
Source: RefSeq, a predicted model, not a curated record